CCAAGGCCCCCCAAAUUCUUGGAUUUUGUAGGGACUUCAAAGCCACCGCAAGGGCUGCUGGUUCCCGACAGGGAUGAAGGGUUGACGAGGCGGGCAAGGCGGAAUGGUGCUGUUGGUCUGUCACACUUUCGAGUCAUGGCGAGUCUGGUCCCAGGGGCUCGUCCGGGAUCUUGUUGAUAGCGUCUUUGUAGUGCAAUACCACGAUGCGACGAGGCGACCGGAUCGCUUGGAAUUGUGCAAUCAAUGUUGCCAUCCAAGUUCCGUCUGAUUUAAUAAGGCAACGAGCGACGCCCCAGUUGAAUUGCUCAAUUGUUGCCUCCUGCACAAAUGCGACUUCCCAAGAGGCAACCCGCCAGACUGAACACUCAACAGCUGAAACCAAAUGCGAACCUUUUCCAUCGGAUUCACAUCAAAUUGCAUCAUGGUGGAUGUGUGAUCAGUGGCACCCCCUCGGAUCCAGGGGUGCGCUGAGCCAUUGGGGGUUUGUGAAGAAAUGGCUGAGCUCCUUCGGUUCAAUUCACAAAGCUCUCGAAUUACGAGUAAAGAUUCAAACAGGAUAUCCUGUUCAUUACGAACAGCAUUUGGAGAAAUCAUGUUCGGCAACAUCAACCCACGAUUUCCCCGAUAGCGGUAAAAACCAGCGUCAAGCAUCGGACACUCAGGAGGUCUCUCUAAAGUGCUACGUCCAUUGUCACCUCUGAUUAUUUUUUCUUCCUUUCCGCACCUGAGAAGUGGCUGGACUUAAGACAGCCGGUUGGCGACAGCGUCCACUUUUUACCCAC
Pseudomassariella vexata is the source of this 782-nucleotide messenger RNA. RefSeq lists its product as uncharacterized. The transcript is spliced from 2 exons. Bases 204 to 701 code for a protein of 165 amino acids. The record is from RefSeq and is a predicted model, not a curated record. NCBI's taxonomy places the organism in Eukaryota, Fungi, Ascomycota, Sordariomycetes, Amphisphaeriales, Pseudomassariaceae.